AAACUCUGUCUUUGCAACCAUCGUAAAUAUACUUUCAGAAGAAAAUGAACAAGUAGAAGCUAAAAAGCGUAUUGAAUGAGGUUAAAUAGAUAAUGGCGUCGUUCAAUUUCCUUUUAUGGAUGCGUAUUAUCGAAGGAGUUGAGACUAUUCAACUCUUUCUAUUGCGCAAUUAUACGCAAUUCUUCUGUAAUCAAUAGUCCCACACCUUCAGGAACGGAUAGAUAAUUAAUAACUAAACUUUCUUUUUAAGCCAAUACGUUUUUUUUAGAGGUAGGUGAUCAAGGAUAAGAAGACAAAAACAAUCGAUAGUCACUGAGCAAGAUAAGCGCGCUGGAAACGGCGAAGACGAGAAAUCUGCCCUGACAUACUUUGAGGAUUGCAGAAAACGGGAAAACAAUGGUCCGUAUUCUGUGCACAUAUUUUAUCGAUUGGGCUGGUAAAGUCACUAUCAUCAUUCCCACAGAAUUGAUCUAUCACCAGUACGCUAUACAAAAACAAGGAAGCGUUGUCUAUUGUGCCCAUCCUGAUGUCGAACGACUGAGAUGCGAUCAUCGUAUGGUCGGGGCAUUAGUUGGUACAUUACCCCGACUUCCCUUGCAAAACACCUUUCACGGUCUCCCUCUUCUGUUGAUGCCAGAAGAAGUCACUUUGGCUCUGUCUAAAAAUAUUAUAGUUAUUGAAUCAUGGGAGUAUCCCAGGACAGCUAAAGAUCGUAUCAAAUGUUCGGUUUACGCUUAUUUGUGGAAUCUUGGCUUUUAUAUUACAAGAGGAACAAAAUUUGGUGGAGACUUUCUGACCUAUCCGGGUGAUCCUAUGCGUUUUCACAGCCAUUGUAUAGUUGAAGCUGUAGAAAGGGAUGAUGAAAUAAAGGCAAUAGACCUUAUUGGUAAGGGCCGUUUAGCUACAAAUGUCAAAAAGACUUUUGUGCUAGCUUCAGUUACCGAGAAACGAGAGGAGGUAUUUACAUUGUCAUGGGCGGGGUUUUAAAUAAAACAAAAGAAAAAGUGCAACAAACCCAUAAGCCAGAAAUUGUUACUCUGCAUAUAAUGCAUUUAUAUAUGUAUUUAAAUAUUUAAAUUAUAAAGUUGGUUCGCAAAGAUCUACUUGUGCUGAACUGUAUUGAAAGUACAUUGACAUCAUGCUUUAAAGCCUAAUUUUUUGAGGGUCAGCCAGAGAGGAGAGGCGUUGAUCAGAAUUAAGCACAGACACCCAAAGGUCCGAAAGAAUGCAGAGUUGUUCUUAUUGGC
Molecule: messenger RNA, 1247 nt
Organism: Phycomyces blakesleeanus NRRL 1555(-)
Lineage: Eukaryota; Fungi; Mucoromycota; Mucoromycetes; Mucorales; Phycomycetaceae
Exons: 6
Coding region: 397-987 (196 amino acids)
Biological process (GO): tRNA-type intron splice site recognition and cleavage; tRNA splicing, via endonucleolytic cleavage and ligation
Molecular function (GO): nucleic acid binding; tRNA-intron lyase activity
Source: RefSeq, a predicted model, not a curated record